CGCGAGAACACAGCUCGCAGAAGGAGAUGGGGAGAAAUGAGGUCUGAAAAGGACCAAAUGGCCGUGGACAAGGAGAAAAGCGUCGAGAUACAAUUUAGGGACAUUCCGAGAGAGCAGGAGAACACGGUCGGUAACCUCAAACAAAAAGAAGAGAAGAAGGAGGUCUUCUCAAAGGUUGUGAUCAGAAGACUGCCACCAAACCUUUCCAGAGAACAGCUUGAAGAACAACUGAGUCCGCUCCCAUCCUACGAUUACUUUGAGUUCUUCUCUGCAGAUCAAAGUCUUUAUCCCCACCUUUUCUCCAGAGCGUAUAUCAAUUUCAAAAACACUGAGGAUAUCGUGUUGUUCAGGGAUCGAUUUGACGGAUAUGUCUUUAUUGACAACAAAGGUCAGGAAUAUCCAGCCGUGGUGGAGUUUGCCCCCUUCCAGAAGAUUUCCAAGAAGAAACUGAAAAAGAAGGAUGCCAAAACUGGAAGCAUUGAAGAAGACCCAGAAUACAGGCGAUUCCUGGAGAACUACUCCUGCGAUGAGGAGAAGUCUAUGGCCAACCCCGAGACUCUACUGGGGGAGAUAGAAGCCAAAACCAAAGAGCUUAUAGCCAAACGGACAACACCCCUACUGGAGUACAUAAAAAAUAAGAAAAUUGAAAAACAGAGAAUAAGAGAGGAGAAAAGAGAGGAGAGAAGAAGAAGAGAGCUGGAGAAGAAACGACUAAGGGAAGAGGAGAAGAGAAAGAGAAGAGAAGAAGAGAGGCGCAAGCGAAAAGAGGCAGACAAGCAGAAGAAGCUGUCAGAUAAGGACAUCAAAAUUAAGCUCCUGAAGAAAACUGACAGAGAUGACGAUGCCGAUUCCGACCGAAUGAAGGACAAGAACGACUCCGGGGAGGCAGACAGGGGCAGAUGGGAGAAAACUGGAGGACAAAUGAAGUCAAAGGAAUCCAAAGAAAAAGGGCAGCACGAGAGCGAGAAGGAGCAGAGAGAGCAGCACGGCCGCAGGCAGAGAGACAAAGAUUACCGCGGCAAAGAUGAGGAGAGGAAACGGCAGCAGCACCACUACGACUUUGACAAGUUCAUGAGGAGGAAAGAUGAAACAAAGUGGGGAAAGGGCUACUGCCAAGACCGGGCCAAGAAAGAAGGCCACCACCAUGGAUUCUCUUACUGCGCUGACGGCGGAGACAAACUGGGAAAGGAGGAGAGGGAGGAGCUGAGUAACAGGAAGGAACGCCUCCGAAACAAGGUGAGCGAGAAGGACCGUCCAGCCAUGCAGCUCUACCAGCCCGGGGCUCGCAACAGGAAGCGCAUGAGCUCAUCCAGCAAAGCCUAUGACUGCAUCCAUUUGGGCCACUCACCCGAACAUGAAGCGGAUCAUUGCUAUGAGGUUGUUACCAUGGUAAUGGGGCUGGAUAGGGGCUUUGAGAAAAGCAAAGAUGAACAGUAAUUGUCAAAAUAUUAAUAGGAAGGAGAAUAUAAGUUGUUUUUUUAGGGUCAUGUUAAUGUAUUGACUGGUUGUCAUUUGGCUUUUAACUUUAAAAGAUACAAAUACCUUAAAAAGCAGACUACUUUGUUGUAGCGUUUUGUUUGUGUUAUGAGGAAACCUUUAACUAUGUUUCCCUUUUAAGCAUGAUUUAUUUAAGCCCAAAUGGUUUAAAAGUGGACAUAAAAUGUGGGCCCCGAUUGGGUUUGACUGCAGUUUCCGUGGUGGCCCCACCUGUGUGUGCCCACACUGGCUUAAGUAGGCCCCGCCUCCCAGGUCUUCAGAGCAAGCAAGCCACGCCUCCCAGGAUUCAGCAGUGCUACGGGCGCUGCACCAGGAUGCUGGUCCCUGGGGAGUGGAGCACACCCAAGCCCAUGUGGGGAAACAGAGGUGGGGCCACCAUUGAAACUGUGGACAAACCCAAUCGGGGCCCACAUUUUCCGCCCACUUUUAAACCAUAUGGGGCCCUUUUGGCCGAGCUGGCUGGGUACUGUUACAUCUCAGAAAAUGAAAUAUCUUGAAAAAGUUCAAUAUUUUCUGUCUGAUUUAAAAAGUGAAACUCAAACAUAAUGUAGAAUUAUUACAUAUAUGUUUAUUUAUAAACACAAAAAACAAAAUUUAGUGUCACAGAAAAAUAAAAUAUAUUAGACCAGUCAAAAUGUUUUUUAAGAAUAAACUUUAACUUUCAUAAAAUAAAGCUAAUUUUAUGUUCAUGAUGUAUUGGUCACCUUUUGAUUUAUCCCAUCAGGACCCAAAGACCAAGAAAGUAAAGGUUGUGUCCAAAUUUCUUUACUACUUAUUGCACUAUGUGGCACGUUUACCAUUCUGUAGUGGUCUCCGAAUCUGCAAUCACGAUCAAGGCUUUAGAAAUUUCCCAUUUUAACUUAUUUUUUAAUAGCCAUCCAGGUUUUCAUGAUCAGAACACAGUGGGAUCCUAUAUAAUAAUAAUUUUUCCGAUUUUUACAUUAAAUUUUGUGUUUUUAAAACGAACAACAAAAAAAGUAGCAAGCACAGUGUUUGAAUUGCAUUUAAAAAGCAAUUGCCGUGGGCAAGCUAAAGUCUCUCUUCUCAGCUACAAUUCUGAAGCAUCCACUUGUAGACAAAUAGAUCCAUUAACAUUUUCAUUUUUCUCCUCAAAAACUGUACGGCUAAAUACCUAUGAAAUUGCUCAUAGUUUUGGGGUUUUUUUUGGCAUGCUAAUGUUAGCUUGGUUUAUAAGGUGCUAUAAGCUAGCAGUUGAGACUGUAAACAAAGGGCUGUUGGGAAAUUAGCCGUAGCCUAACUUCCCAGAAGCAAAUUUUUAAUGAGCUCCUUCUGCACUACAGAAAAUAUGUCUUAAAAAACAACAACAUCUUUUGAUUUGGCUAAGAUCAUAAUUAAAAGACCACUGUGGAAGAUUGUUUAAUAGAAAAAGAUAUAGUUGGAGUGGGAUUAAAAGGCUAACAAAAGCUUCACAGGUGUUUUGAGUUAAUGGGCUGAUUAGGGUGACAUAAUGACAUUUUUGACAGUAUUCUAUUCCUGACAUGCUGAACUUUUACUUUUUUAAAACCUAUAAGUUAAAAUCAUCAAUAUGAAAAUAAAGACUUUAAGUAAUUCACAUUAUGUGUAAAUAUAUAAGUUUCACUUUUUGAAUUUAUUUAAAAAAAUGAUUGUGAACUUUUUGACAAUUGCUUUUAUGAAAUGUACAAAAUAAAGCAAGUAAUGGUGAAGAAAAACAGCACAAACAAUUUAAAAAUGUAUUAGUAUUAAUAUGUUUUGUCACAUCCCAUAAACUGUCUGGUUUCAGCAUCUUGAAUUUUUUUUUGUAAUUUUUUCUAGCUAAUUAGCUGUGUUUUUGUUUUCUUGGAAAGGAUGGCAUCUCUUAAUUAGCAUCCAUCAACAGUUUAACUUUGAUCUGUGUGAUUGACCUUUUCGUUUAAACGUUCCCAUUGUCUGCUCAAUUUGAGUUUCUGAUUAUAAUAAAUUAUAUUCAAAAGUAAAAAAAAAAUAAA
Molecule: messenger RNA, 3464 nt
Organism: Oryzias melastigma (Indian medaka)
Lineage: Eukaryota; Metazoa; Chordata; Actinopteri; Beloniformes; Adrianichthyidae
Gene: upf3a
Product: UPF3A regulator of nonsense mediated mRNA decay
Exons: 10
Coding region: 37-1437 (466 amino acids)
Biological process (GO): nuclear-transcribed mRNA catabolic process, nonsense-mediated decay; positive regulation of translation
Cellular component (GO): cytoplasm; nucleolus
Molecular function (GO): telomeric repeat DNA binding
Source: RefSeq, a predicted model, not a curated record